AAAAAAGUUAGUUAGGUUAGUGAGGACGCUGUGAUUUUUAGUGCGCAGUACAGUCACCACCAAUGUCUUCAUCAGAAGACCCGUAAACUUUUGUGAAAGUCAUACGGACACCGCGUAAAGACUUAAGACACUUCAAAAGAAGUUUAAAGGACAAAGUUGAGUAGAUAUGCGCGUUUCCAGAUUUAUUGCUGUGUUCUCGGCAAGCAGAAAAACACAGCGCUGUCUACUUUCUUCGCAAGGCUUGGAUAACUAAUAACGUGGACGGACAUAGAAAGGAGUCGGGCUGCUUGGAUCUAAGUUUUUGACAUUUUAUGCCUGCAGUUUCUUGUUGAUCGUUUUUCACUCGGAUAAAAAGAAGAGCAGAUUUCGCGCAGAAAACAGUACAUUUAAUUUGGAGCCAUGGAUCCGAGCCAGCACAACCCUCCUGUCGGCCAUCAGAUCGUACAUGUUCGGGGAGACUCUGAGACCGACCUGGAAGCUCUUUUUAACGCUGUGAUGAACCCGAAAAACAAUAUCGUCCCUCCUUCUCUGCCUAUGAGGAUGAGAAAGCUGCCAGACUCCUUCUUCAAGCCACCAGAGCCAAAGUCCCACUCUAGACAAGCCAGCACAGAUGCAGGUACUGCUGGUACCCUCACACCCCAGCACGUCAGGGCACACUCGUCUCCUGCCUCCCUGCAGCUGGGUGCAGUUUCCCCUGGCACGUUGAGCAGCAUGGGUCAAGCAAACCCCCCACCUCAGCACCUCCGCCAGUCAUCAUAUGAGAUACCCGACGAUAUACCACUGCCCCCGGGCUGGGAGAUGGCCAAAACCCCUUCAGGCCAGAGAUACUUCCUAAACCACAACGACCAGACAACCACCUGGCAGGACCCUCGCAAGGCCCUCCUUCAGAUGAACCAGGCCGCCCCGGCCAGCCCAGUGCCUGUUCAGCAACAGAACAUCAUGAACCCUGCCUCAGGUCCUCUUCCUGAUGGCUGGGAACAAGCUAUUACCUCAGAAGGAGAGAUCUACUACAUCAAUCACAAAAACAAAACCACCUCUUGGCUGGACCCACGACUUGACCCACGUUUUGCUAUGAACCAGCAGCGGAUUUCUCAGAGUGCUCCGGUAAAGCAAGGCUCCCAGUUGCCCACCAGCCCACAGAGCGGAGUGAUGGGUGGAAAUAACCAGAUCAGACUGCAGCAGAUCCAGAUGGAGAAAGAGUGACUGAGACUCAAGCAGGAGCUCCUUCGACAGAGACCACAGGAGCUCGCGCUGAGAAACCAGCUUCCUAUCAGCAUGGAGCAGGAUGGGGGCACCCAGAACCCCGUGUCCUCACCUGGCAUGGGCCAAGACGCCCGCAACAUGACCACCAACAGCUCUGACCCUUUCUUGAACAGCGGGACAUAUCACUCCAGAGAUGAGAGCACAGACAGCGGCCUGAGCAUGAGCAGUUACAGCGUCCCCCGCACCCCAGACGACUUCCUCAACAGUGUGGAUGAGAUGGAAACAGGCGAUAGCCUUGGUCCUGUCUCCAUGGCAACACAGCCCAGCCGUUUCCCUGACUACCUGGAUGCCAUCCCGGGCACAGAUGUGGACCUGGGCACCCUGGAAGGCGAGAGCAUGGCAGUAGAGGGUGAAGAGCUGAUGCCCAGCCUCCAGGAAGCCUUGAGCUCUGACAUCCUCAACGACAUGGAGUCCGUGCUCGCGGCUACCAAGAUUGACAAGGAAAACUUUCUGACCUGGUUAUAGAGCAUCUGAAGCCAGCACUACGCCGCCUUUUCCAACAUGCUGAACUGCUGCCUAGUCCAAUCUGUGAAGGAUGUGUAGAUGCCUCGAGUUGAAAAGAAAAGACAUUUCACCUGGACAUUUAUUUUUUAUUUCCUUUUCUUAUCUUCCUUUCACUACCUUUGGCCGGAUUUGAAAGCAGACCUUACGUCCUUUGUGCGUUUUAUUUCGUGCGCCUUUUUUGUGUCUGCAUCCUCAAGGCUGGGCCAUGAACAGACAAGUAUUCACCCAAAUCCGUAUCAUGGCAGUGCUAUACGACGACCUGUCAUUGUGUGUCUGAUGGAGACGAAUUCGUGUCCUUUACCCUCGUGAACUCCUCGACGUGCGAACCGAGCCAACAAACCCUUAAAUCGACCACCACAUCCUCCUGUGACUGUAAAGUGCGUCUCACCACAACCUUGAUCCCGGCUCGCACGUGCGAGUCAGAGAAACCAAAAAAACGUUCAUGAGGAGGUCGUCGUUGUCGGAUUUGCGGUUUAAUGAUUGAAAGGUUCAAAUCGAAAGGUUUCAACGUGUCGCUUUGAUAAAACAAAUACUGCUGCUUGGCUGUGCCAGCAAUAUUACACUAGAAACUUGUAUCUAAUCAAGUGCCUUCAGUCGUGUUUCUCAGAGAAAAGAUCCUGUCAUUUUACAUUCAUUUAUCAUAGAUCAAACACUUUGUUUUUACUUGUUUCAUUAAUCAAAGUAUUUCUUGAAAGGUUUUAUGAAAAUGAAAUUAUGUCUGGAAGUUGGGUUUAUUUUUAAGAACCCUAGUCUCUAUGUGUCAGUUUUAUUUAAGCCUGAAUCUUUUUCUUGAGGGUAAUGGCAUUCGUAUGUGAUCAAAGAACAAUUUUCUUUUUGCUUUUGUUUUAACCGACGUUAAAAGAGCUGCCUUUUAGUACAACAUUUUACAGAAGACACUGAAUAGAUUGACUAUCAUUUCUGCUUCAUUGUAAUCACAGAUGAUCAUUAGGUGGAAGUUUUUUUUUUAAAGCCGAUAUCUAUUUUUAGCUUAUGAUUUUAGUAUAUGUUCUUGCGUAUUGUUUUUAGUGACAAUAUCUCAGCAAAAAACACGGAACAAAAUUAAAGGGCACUUUGAUCAACUCUUAAAAACGUAGCCUUUAAACAAGCAUCUCUCAUAUGAGAUCAGUGUCAGUUGAGGUUGUUGCUGAGACAGAUAUGGGGCAGGAUGGAAGGUUCUGAUAAGUUUUAGAUGGCUAGAUGAGCAUGUCUUGAGGGGUAGCUGUUAGCGUGAACAUGAUUUGGUAACUGGAUGUGAAUGAUAGACUUCAAGGAAGCAAUCAGUUAUGAUUUCUGCCAGGAUUUUUCUCAACGAGGCUUCCAAAGACUGUUUUUAAUCGAUUGUAUUCUCUUGAAAUGAAAGGGCAAUGAACGUAAUUUAUCAUACUUUUGUGUACACAUAAGGCAUAAGCUAAUGGGAAAUGGUCUAAAUGAUUUUGUGAGGGUAUUUCUAAUGAAGCAUGAUUUGACAGAUCCUCGUAUGCUGUUAUAACUAAAGACACUAUGAACAGGUUACCUAGAACGGCCUUUUUGUUACAUGGUUUACAUUAUUUCACAGUAGUCGAACACUACAGGGACUUGUCGGUUUGAUGAUUUGCAUACAGUACAAAUGAAUAUUUCCUCAUGUUUACAAGACCUUUACACUACAAUGUUAGCUCAACUGGCCCAUAUCCUCAAUGUAUUUUACAUGUAUUUUUUUAAAGGUGAAGAUUUAUGAUUAUGAUAUUCUGUGGUCUGUUGGGGUGAAUACACCAUCAAGGUCUAUAACUCAAUUGCCUCAGUAUGAAAAAUGUUAUGGUCAAAUUUUGAUCAAAUUUAGACAUUCUAGAGAAAAUAAAGGAAAAAAGACAAGCUAAAAGAAAUAUCUAUUUUUGCAAACAUAGUAUUGAUGGCAGACUGGUGGGAAAACGUGUCUGAGAGCAAUGCAACAAAAUGUUUUAUGAACUGUUGGUACAGUGCUGGUAUUGCACGUUAAAAGAACAUUGUGUCAAAUGUGUAUUUCACUUAAACAUGAUUUUAUGCUUGCUUAGUGUGAAACUGUUCAGAAUAUAUAGUAACUGUUUACUUUUUGUGUAGUGGUAGUACUAAUCACACAAGUUAAUGGAUUGGUAUUUAGAGUUCUUUAAAUGCACCCAGAAUGAAUUUAAAUCCAUUUAUUAUGAUCUCUUUUUUUUUAAUCAAUGUAUGUGCAUGUACCUUAGAACCUUAUGUUCUGUUACAUUGUAUCUCUUUACAUAUUACUUUAAAUUGGCCUGGAAUAAAGUAUAUACUUUGGUAAAUACUGUCUAUUAAUCAGUUUAUGCAUUUUUAAUGAAACGUACAGUACAGCCGUGGCCGAAAGUUUUGAGAAUGACACAACUAUUCAUUUUCACAAAGUCUGCUGCCUCAGUUUUUAUGAUGGCGAAUUGCAUAUACUCCAGAAUGUUAUGAAGAGUGAUCAGAUGAAUUGAAUUUUAUUGUGAAGUCCCUCUUUGCCAUGAAAAUGAACUUCCAUUUCAGCCCUAGCACAAAAAGCCCAGCUGACAUCACUUCAGUGAUUCUCUGGUUAACACAGGUGAGAGUGUUGACGGGGACAAGGCUGGAGAUCACUCUGUAAUGCUGAUUGAAUUAGAAUAACAGACUGGAAGCUUUAAAAGGAGGGUGGUGCUGGAAAUCAUUGUUCUUCCUCUGUUAACCAUGGUUACCUGCAAGGAAACGCGUGCAGUCAUCAUUGCGUUGCACAAAAAGGGAUUCACAGGCAAGGCUAUUGCUGCUAGUAAGAUCCACCUACAUCAACCAUUUAUCGGAUCAUCAGAAACUUCAAGGAGAGAGGUUCAAUUGUUGUGAAGAAGGCUUCAGGGCGCCCAAGAAAGUCCAGCAAGCGCCAGGAUCGUCUUCUACAGUUGAUUCAGCUGUGAGAUCGGGGCACCACCAGUGCAGAGCUUGCUCAGGAAUGGCAGCAGGCAGGUGUGAGUGCAUCUGCACGCACAGUGAGGCCAAGACUUUUUGAGGAUGGCCAGGUGUCAAGAAGGGCUGCAAAGAAGCCACUUUUCUCUAGGAAAAACAUCAAGGACAGACUGAUAUUCUGCAAUAGGUACAGACAGGUAUUGGACUGCUGAGGACUGGGGUAAAGUCAUUUUCUCUGAUGAACCCCCUUUCCCGAUUGUUUGGGGCAUCCGGAAAAAUCAUUGUCCGGAGAAGAAAAGGUGAGUGCUAUCAGUCCUGUGUCAUGCCAACAGUAAAGCAUCCUGAGACCAUUCAUGUGUGGGGUUGCUUCUCAGCCAAGGGAGUGGGCUCACUCACAAUUUUGUCUAAGAACACAGCCAUGAACCAAGAAUGGUACAAAAACGUCCUCAGAGUGCAACUUCUCCCAACCAUCCAAGAACAGUUUGGUGAUGAACAAUGCCUUUUCCAGCAUUAUGGAGCACCUUGCCAUAAGGCAAAAGUAAUAACUAAGUGGCUCGGGGACUAAAACAUCAACAUUUUGGGUCCAUGGCCAGGAAAUUCCCCAGACCUUAAUCCCAUCGAGAACUUGUGGUCAAUCCUGAAGAGUGGACAAACAAAAACCUACAAAUUCUGGCAAACUCCAAUCAUUGAUUAUGCAAGAAUGGGCUGCCAUCAGUGAGGCUGUGGGCCAGAAGUUGAUUGACAGCAUGCCCGGGCGGAUUGCAGAGGUCUUGAAAAAGAAGGGUCAACACAGUAAAUAUUGAGUCUUUGCGUAAACUUAAUGUAAUUGUCAAUAAAAGCCUUGUAAUUAUACCAUAGUAACAUCUGACAAAAACAUAUAAAAAUCACUGAAGCAGUAGACUGAAAAUUAAUAUUUGUGUCAUUCUCAAAACUUUUGGCCACGACUGUAUAUUACAUAAUGUAUUGUAUCUAGACAAAUAAACAAUAGGGUUUGCUUCUUCUGUGCCAACGUUUAAUUGUGUCAUCCGAAGAGGUCAAGCCCAACCCUGACAAUGUUUCACUCCCACAUUUUUACACUAUCCAUAUUAAAAGC
This is a messenger RNA of Triplophysa rosa, 5743 nucleotides long. It is a transcript of the gene yap1, whose product is annotated as Yes1 associated transcriptional regulator. Gene Ontology annotation, biological process: hippo signaling; positive regulation of transcription by RNA polymerase II. Gene Ontology annotation, molecular function: protein binding; transcription corepressor activity; transcription coactivator activity. Lineage: Eukaryota; Metazoa; Chordata; Actinopteri; Cypriniformes; Nemacheilidae. The record is from RefSeq and is a predicted model, not a curated record. The transcript is spliced from 8 exons. Gene Ontology annotation, cellular component: cytoplasm; nucleus.